GCAGAAGAAGGAGAGCGUGAGCCGGUCUGAACAUAAACCGCUUCGGGCUGUCUGCGGCUCACUUGUCGUUCACUCGCGCACAAGGAGCACUGAGCUCACGCAAAAAAACUCUGAAAAUUUAAGUUUUCUUCGAUACCGGUCGGUGAAGCAGUUUCUUUUCUUUAAGUACACGGACAGUCAAUGUGGUUGUGUGUGAACGUGCCGGAUAGCAGACCUCCACCUGCCCAGCAAGAUCACGGGACUCUGCCGUUCACCUCAGGCGCACGAGGACAUCGUUUGCAUGAAACUGUGGCCAGAUAAAAGCAGUGGAUGCAACUACGCUCCAUUUAUAGAAAAAAGGUGGAAGAGUGGGAGAGGCUCUGAAGAGGACCGGCUGACCACCGGCAGAUACACCUCAGCUGACGCUGCCUCCAAACCCGGCCUGAAACGUACAAUGUCCCUCAGCACUUUUCACAUCAUGCAGACCCUUAAGAACUCUCCUGCGGCGCUGCGUCGGCGCUUUUGCCGCGACCGCACAGAGUCUUUAUCCCACGGCGACCCUCUCUUCAAAGUCCACUACCUGGGCACGGAGAAAAUCUUCUCUCUGGAUCGAGAGCAGGCCCAGGACGCCAUUAGCCACUUGCUGGAGGGCAUUGCUAACGGGAAGAAGCUGAGCAAAGAUCACGCCCUGGUGGUGCGCCCAAGAUACGUGGAGGUCAAAGAACUGAGCACAGGUCGGCAGCUCACUAAGACCUACCUGCAGGACAUUGCGUACUGUGCCGCGGAUGCCAACCGGCCCAACGUCUUCCUGUACAUCUGCAGACACCACGGGCAGCAGCUGCAGUGUCGGGUGUUCUGGUGCAGCCGGGCCGAGCGGGCUCGAGACAUGACGGCUUGCCUGGCGCAUUCUUUCCAGCGGGCGCUGAGCGACUGGCAGGAUGGCUCGGCCACGCUGCAGCCAGGAGGCAAACGGGCAGAGGAGUCGUCCAACUCUCCCGCCAACACCAAGAGCUCUACGCUGCCUGCCAGCCUGGGAAAAGUUCGCUGGAAGAAGAGGGGCUCUGUGUCUCGCAGCCCCCUCAGGGCCAUCAGCAGAAGAGGAUCUGCCUCUGACAGCUGGAACUGAACCCCAGCUUUAAUCCCUCAAACACAUUAACCUGAUGACAACCUCAAGGAUGACAGCACUGACGGGAGGGGAGGGAGCGACUACAGGACAGGAGGAAGGACAAAGGGGGACGACAGCGGGAAGUGGGAGCGUCCGUAUUUGGACAUAUGAGGACUCUGCUUGUGAGAGGAUGUUGGCGUAAUCAGUGAGCGUAUGGACUUGAUGGUUUUGAAGUGGCAAAAUUGUCUGUUGACUUUUGCAAGAGUGGCGUCCAGUGUGGCACAAAACGCUGCUGACGGUUGCUUUUGUCCACCUGUCAGCAGCUAUGUGAGGACUCGCGAUUGGCCGCAAGCCAUUCGAGGACCGGACUGGUUCAUUUCCAGGACUGUUCUUAUGGUGGGCUUGUUUGUUUUUAAGUCGUCUACUCGAUAUUUAGGCCACUCAAGAGUUUGGUCUGUCGAGACAAGAGAGACAGUUGAACCAACGAUACCAGCUGCUGGCCAAAUGAUCCACAGAUGACAACUAAAAACUGGAAAAAGACAACAAGCUUGAUUUUGUAGGCUGAUUUUUAUUUAACUGACAUGUGACAGGUCAUGAUGAUUUUAUUCUAUUUAUUUUUUAUUUUUUUUAACCCUGUGGCACUAGCAAGCAUCUUUCUUUGUUUUCGAAGUGGAUGGAUGAAACCAAAUUUUUAAUCUGUGUUCUGAGAGUUUUUGCCAAGAUCACUUAAAUGCAGGUCGUACAAACGUCAAGUAAAACUGAUUACAGUCUGUAAAGCACAUGAAUGCCCUACAUUUCUAACUGUAAAAUUGGCCUCUAAACACAUCAGUUUUGUAGUUUCUUACUUUAUUUGAAGAGGUCAGUAGCGUCCAUGGUUAUAUGACAGGCCCAGCACCUGCAUUAUAAAUGGGGGGCGGGGAAAUAGUUCCAAGUAGAACCUGCAGGAUCAACAAUAUCCUCCCCUUAUAUACCGCAGCAGCAUCCUGCAAAAAAAACAAACAAACAAACAAAAAACACCCUGGAUCCUAUCUGUCCACUGUGAUAAAUGAUUUGCAUUCAUGUGGAAAAACACCCUCGGCCAUGACUUGCAGGGUUGGUCUGCGUCUGAACACUGGGAACGUUGUGUUCCCAUGUGGAGCCUCUGUGUGGAAUGUGCGGCCAUGCACCUGCAUUCCAAGUGGGGGAAUCUGAGACGGAGGAUCUUCUCAAAAAGCCCCGUACUCUUCUCCCUGUCCAGCCAUGACUUUGCAUAUUGAGCAGCCUCAUCAGUAGAUGCUACACUGGGCUUUUAGCUCCGAGCCCUUGACUUGUUCGCAUUAGCAAAGCCAUAAAAGGUGCCCUAACUACUUCGAGUGGUGGUUAUAGGCACGGGUAUGCGCCGUGUUGCAUAACAUGCUCUCAUGAUGCUGAUUUCUGUCUUAAGGUUUACAAAUGAGACUUUAAGAUUUGUAGCACACACCCUGAGGCUACCAUAAAGUUGUCAUUUUGUGUUUUUUUUUAACCAAAACUAAGCUAGAAAGGUUUCUAUUGUUUUUUUUAAACAGGAAAGAUAUUUUGACUUAUGUGCCACUAGGUCAUUUUUAUCAGUUAAUUUUAACGUUUUGUACUCGUGGUCUAUCUUUUCAGUUACAAAUGGCGCAGCCCCAUUCUCAGAAAAGGGGUUAAAUGUGCCUGCUUUAAGGCGUAUUUUAUCAAUGUACUGUUUUACGUUCUUGUACAUAUUUAAUUAAUAUGUAUUUUAUGGAAUAUUAAAAUGUUUCA
Messenger RNA from Chelmon rostratus (copperband butterflyfish), 2845 nucleotides. RefSeq lists its product as uncharacterized. Bases 281 to 1105 code for a protein of 274 amino acids. The transcript is spliced from 3 exons. The record is from RefSeq and is a predicted model, not a curated record. Lineage: Eukaryota; Metazoa; Chordata; Actinopteri; Chaetodontiformes; Chaetodontidae.